AGCGAGCCAGAGAGGGAGGGCGAGGAGGAGGAGGUGCCCCGUCAGGAUCGUCGGUACUCUCCCUCUCAUCAUUAGACUACGGGACCGCCCGACAAGAUGAGGCGUUCGCCGAGGUUGGCGUCGGCAGCAGAGAGACAACGAACGCAUAAUAGCGAGGACCGUGAGGGGGCGAGGCCUAUGGACAUGCGGGACGUGGAAAGGACUCCAUCCGGCGCCGGUCUCCGCCCCCGCUCGCUGUCAGAGCUCCGUAACGACGACUUUGACGUCGGGGGAUCAGGUGGGGGCUUGGGGGAUUUGAGUGCCCCGAGACAGGGCGGUGCCUCGCCUUUGGAGCUCCGUACCGACGACUUCGAUGUGCGGGACCGUAUGGAGACCGCGGAGGAGCAGGAUGCCCGACUGGACAGAGAGGAGGAGGAGCGGCUGCAUACUUUGCCAGGAUGGGAGGGUCGGUUUGCGUAUCUGGAGGAGCAGCGUCGACUGAGGGAGUUGGAGACAUGGGGGGUGGCGGCGGUGACGCCGACGACGUGGGUGUCCGUGGGAAGGCUGUUCUGGGAGAGGUCCGAGAAGGUGUUGUCAGAGAGGAUAUCGACAUGGGUGGCGGGGGAGAGGGUGUCCCCCCGGGUGACGAGGGACAGGGUGUCGCCGUGGGUGGUGGGGGAGAGGGUCGACCAGGUGGAGAUGUCGACGGCGACCAUCGCGGCGAGCACAAGGACGGGUCCGACGACCGCGACGGCAGUGACGACCACGGUGGCGACGACGAUGAGGGAGAUGCUCGCUUUGGUCGUGAGGGACCCUACACUACCUCCCCUGCACCCCGACGACUUCGCGCACGUUGUGCUCGACGCCGACGGUUUGGUGCAUGUCGGUUUACAAGACCCUUUCCCCCAUACGGGCCGUAGGAGCGAUGAGCGGCGCCCCCCUGGAGGGACGUAUUCACCCCCGCCUUACCUCGUGCAGAGCCCUCGAUGGUCGGGUUCGUCGCUCAGCGACAUCAGAGGGAGGGAGUCCGGGGUGGUUGAGGGCGGGUCGGGUCGCCGCAGUGGCGGUGAAUCUGCCGAAUCGAUGCCCCCACCACCCGCACAGGCCGCGGAGGCGAGCGACGAGGAGACAGCGGCCCGUGCGCACAUUGGUGGUUCCCCGCCGCCUGUCCGAGGUGGUGUCGCUGGCGGAUGGGCAGCUCAUCGACGGGUCACGGACCGGUUGAGGGCGGAUUACGACGUCGGGAGGGGCGCCUUCGCAGGACGUUUGUCACCACAGAGGCAGGCUGCAGAGGGUGGCUCCGGACGUCCGAGCCUUCACAUGGCAGGCCGCAUGCUCGGUUUGUCACGAUCGGCGACGAGGAGAUCAUUGGUCCUCCCGGCCGCAAGGACACUUACGGACAUGCAGCAGGGACAACACUACACAUCGGGCGAGGAGGGGUUGAUGAUGCGUCGUGGGACGAGACGACACAGCGUCGUCACGGAGGUUGAGGCUCGACUCACAGCAGAGAUCGCCGCCGACCAGGCUGCAUUGGACGCGAUUCAGAGGCAGCGAGAGACGAUUGCUGCAGAGGAGGCCGAGGACGAGGACACUUCGACAGUCCUCUGGGAGAGGCCGCGCGCGUCCUCCUGCAGGGCGGGGCACAGGCCGCUUUUUCUUUUUGGUAGGACGCUCUGUUUAUAGGGUAGUUUCAUAGUUAUGUUGAUGUUGUUGCUCGAUGUGCAGCGCCAGGUCCACUGUGACGGAUGGUACAAUCACGUUACUUUUUUGUUAGCUACUAUGUGUUACGGUUCAGAUGACGGGUCCGGUUUUUGGCUUUGAACAUGUACAUACGCAUUUCCAGUGGAGUGUUUUUUCACUGUUUUGUACUUCUCCAUUUUCCUCUGCUACCCUCGCUUUUGCAUGGAUGAUAUGCUAAUGAAUGUGUUGUUUCGCG
Chara braunii is the source of this 1915-nucleotide messenger RNA. Lineage: Eukaryota; Viridiplantae; Streptophyta; Charophyceae; Charales; Characeae. The record is from the annotation of a GenBank genome assembly.